Messenger RNA from Glossina fuscipes, 3800 nucleotides. Its product is annotated as putative mediator of RNA polymerase II transcription subunit 26. The transcript has 5 exons. The record is from RefSeq and is a predicted model, not a curated record. Lineage: Eukaryota; Metazoa; Arthropoda; Insecta; Diptera; Glossinidae. Bases 182 to 3700 code for a protein of 1172 amino acids.
AUAUUUUGGUUUUAAUAAAUUUAGUUUAACUUCAACCUUAACAACAUUCGGUCGCGUUUUAUAAAGAAAAUCUCUCAAAAAGUGUAUUCAACAACAAUUGGAAACGUACAUUGUUUUCGCUACCGAAAGCGACCAUUAAUUUCAUAAAUAGUUUCGAGUGUAAGCAGAGAAACUCAACAGCAUGAGGAUUAUUUAUAUGCUGUGGAUUGGAAUUUUAUUCUUCCUAACAACGACAGCAUUAACAAUCGCUGAGAAGAGGGAAACAAAAUCGAAAACAAAGGUUUCUACGACAAAAUCUGCCUCGACCAAUAAAACUGUGGAAAAGUCGGGUAAGCCAACAGAAGCAUCAUCAACAUUAGCCCGGACAACAACAAAAGCAGUAAAGUCUGCUAAAAAUCUUGAUAGUCGCGGAAAGCGUACUUUGUACGAUUUCGGUAAUGCCGGAUUUCUCUAUCCUCAAGUAGCAGCUAGACGAGCUGGCUACAGCGCCGAGCCAAGAACUUCAUAUUAUCCCACAAACAGCGGUUAUUUUAAUGGGGAAAAUGCCAUAGCUCAAUUUCCUUCAUCGCCCUACGCCGUCUACCCUCAGUAUUUAGAAGCGCCGGAACCGAUUAUUGAAAUCAUUAUAAAAGAUUCUAACGACACGCUAGGCUCUACACAACCUGCCCAUCCGGUGACAACAAAAACAAAGAAGAAGAAAGAGAAGGUGCACGUGUACUACGUCAACUACAAGAAGGACGCCAAUAAUAAAUUGCAUUUAGAAUCACCUAUAGCUUCGUUAAACAAUAACGACGACAAUGACGAAGAGGAGGUGGAAGAGGAAGUUGUGCAUUAUCCUACGCCCUUACCACAAGUCCAGACGACUACACUUCGAACAAUUAUACAUCCGGACUCCGAGAAAUAUCAUAGCAAUAGCGGCAUUCAUGUGACUUUUGGUUCGGAAGAUAAAUCACACGUGGGCCAAAUACUUGAAGAACAUGAUGCGGAAAGUGUUCAACGGGAAGUGGUUGCUUUGCCAGCAACUCCCCAAAUAAGCCAUAACAAUCCUAGUUAUAAUAAUGGUUUGAAUUAUCAACAGUUCGCUCAGACGCGCUCUAAUCAGGGCGGGAAUUAUUAUUUUAAUAAUCCAGUAGCGCCUGGACCUCCGCCAGCCGCAUCAGCUUAUUUUAGUCAGCAACAAUUGCCUAAUCAACAUGGUAGCAACCACUUUAGGCCGCCCCAACAACCAUUGAAACCACAAACUGCUGCAAAUACUCAGCAAUACUAUCAGAAGCCAGCUGUAGCGCAAACGCCCUUAAGGCCGGGUUAUAACGCAGUUAAUAAGCCUUUGGCUAACGCUCAUCAUCAACAACAAGCAGCCCAACAGCCACAUUAUUAUGUCAAUUUUAAUCAGCAAUACCAUCAAGUGCCAACACAAUCACAGUCACAAUAUUACAACGGUUUCGGUCAAAAACCGGCUCAGUCAGCUAAACCUUCGGCUAGCGCAAUAUUUUUCCCUACUGUACCGCCUAAGGGUCAAGAGUUACCCAGCAGACAUUCACCUGCUCCAUAUCAGCCCAUAAAAUUCAGGCCUACACCAGCUCCAGUGCCGAUCUACUCAAAAGCUACAUAUAAACCUUUCACCUAUCAAAAGCAACCCCAAUAUACGCAGCAACAACAGCAGUCAAGUUUCAACUUUGGGUCGGCUAAUCCACUACAGCAACAGCAAGCCAAUUACUAUAAAACACAAACGCAACUCCAACAUCAGAUACAACCUCAAGCCCAACACCAAACGCAACCACAACCUCCUUUAAAUCAUUUGCAAACGCAGGCUUUGAAUAACCAUAACAACGCAUUGUACUAUAAUCAGAAACAACAGAAACAACAGCAGCAGCAGCAGCAGCAACAGCAACAACAGCAACAACAGCAACAACAACAGCAUCAAGUGCAAGCUCAAUUUCAAAAUAAAUAUCACUCCGGUCCAGGAGCUGUUCCUUCUGCCUCUCCUUCGCUAACUGCCGCUGGCCAACACUAUCAGAAUCAUAAUCCGUUGGGCUUGCUAAAGGAAACCGAACUUUUACAGUCUAUACCUAAAUUUGAACAGCAUAUCACCGAAACUGUGCAACAGCAAUAUAAACCGAAUGGCUAUCAAUCACAAAAUCAAGUUAUCCAUGAUAUACCAGCACCGAAUUUAAAUCCCAAUCAGCAGCAGCAGAAGGAUCAAAGCCAGAACACCUAUAGCGGCAAUCAAAAUUCUUACAAUCAACAGCAUCAUCAUCAAGCAUCGCAAUCUCAACAAUUCAGUAAUUUUGUGACAAGUUCUUCAUUUAAGAACUCGCCAGCUACUAAAUCUUAUCCAGCGGUAACAGCUGCUCCUCAGUUUGGCGAGUCUACCGAUGGACAAAAGAUUAUGAUUGUUACACCUAUGCCGCCCAACGUUUAUGGACAAUAUCAGGCUCAACAGCAAUAUCAUAAUACGCAACGUCAGUUAGGUCAAGUGGUGACUGGUACGCAGCCUCAAUACAGUCAACAACAGCAGCAAGAAAACUAUUAUACUAAGCAACAACAACAACAACAGCAGCAGCAGCAACAGCAGCAUCAUCAUCAACACCAACAGCAACAACACCAACAACAGCAACAACAAAUAGACCCAAGACAAAAGCAAAGUCAGGGCAGUGUUAGCGUACAAUCCUCACUGCAAACUGAUUCUGAUAAUGCUCAGUUAGGGGUUUCGAACUAUGCUGGUGAUGUUUUCAAAGAGCUCGAUCAAAGACGUAAUCCGCAUCAUACUCAAUACCAACCGGAUUCGUACAAAACUACGAAAUAUGCUCCGUCACCCACUACCCAAACGCCCAGCACUAGUCAGCAAUCAACAACUUCAAAUUCAAAAACACUUAUACAGCUACCGGACGAGGUACCUGACGAUUUGCGUCAACAAUUACUCAGUUCGGGAAUUUUGAAUAAUGCGGAUAUCUCGGUUCUCGAUUAUGAUAAGAUCGGUGAAACUGCUUUAGAAAAUUUGCCGCCAGAACAUUUACAACACUUUUAUAGCGGUGGUGGAGGAGCUCAAAUUUCGGAGUCAAAAAAAGUUCUAACGGUCUUGAAACCUAACGGCGAUAAGGUCAAAAUUAACGAGAAGGGACUGGAACGUGUGAAGGAAACGAAUUCUUUGCAUUUAAAGUCGCCCACAAGCGAAGUUAAAUUAGUAAAGGAUGGCGAAGAUGCUCCAAGUUCAUCUGAACGUCAAUAUAAUCGUUACUUGCCUUUAAAAAUUAAUGGCGCUCAAUUUCCUAAGCCCGAAAAUGAUGAGUUAAAGGAUAGAAAAAUAUUAAGUGUUGUAGUUCUUGCGCCAGUCGAGUCGUCUACACCGGCCUCGACUGAAGAAGGCAAGGAAGUGAAGUUUCUUGGAGGAGAUUUGAUAAAAACUUUGGUUAAAAAACCUACAAAGGAUAAUUUUAAAAGAUGGCUGGAAAAAGAAUCACGAACAGAUGUCGAUCAACAGGCGGUGAUAUUAUUGGUUACCAAAGACGACUCUUCUGAUGCGGAACAAGAAAUUUUCAUGUAUGAUAUCGCCAGUGGUGUUGUCAAUAAGUUGAAUGGUGAAUUGUCCAGUACUUUUGUUAAUGUAGCUGAGGAAAAUGCAAGCAGUGAAGAUUUGGAACAUGCCUCCACUUUAGAUCCUAGUAUUUUGGAGAAUGUAAUGCAAAAAAUUCGAAGAUAAAUUCUUCGUAGGUUCAUCUCAUAAUGUACCGCUUAAAAACACAAACGCACACACACAGACUGCUAAACACUUUUGAAAUUUAGAAAAAAAAAAAAAAAAA